Molecule: messenger RNA, 1549 nt
Organism: Sphaerulina musiva SO2202
Lineage: Eukaryota; Fungi; Ascomycota; Dothideomycetes; Mycosphaerellales; Mycosphaerellaceae
Exons: 3
Coding region: 1-1425 (474 amino acids)
Source: RefSeq, a predicted model, not a curated record
AUGUCGUAUCAGCAGCAAUUCCACACCAGGCUGCUCCAGCAGCUCAAUGAUACCAAUUCCAGGAAUCUCGAACUCCAGUGCUUGCUUGCUCAGAAAGACGAUCAACUCUCGACCCUCAACACCCGACUUUCGACUGCGCUUGUCUCGCCUGGUGCUGGUUCUGGGAGUCAGAGUGAUUCCCAGGGCCAUGCCAGUAUUGCAAACCUCCAGCGUCGCAAUGCCGACACUCAAAGGCUGCUUGACCACGCUCAACAAGCCGCUGCUGCUGCCGAAGGAAAACUGAAAAGUUCGACGAGCAGGUUCCAGCAGAUUGAAGCAGAUUUGCGGAAUCAAGUGAAUGAGUUGCAAACAGAGCUUCGUCAUUGCAAUCAGCAGCUGAAGAAUCGCGGCGGUGGUGGCGGCUCACAACAACCACACAAGAGUGCGCAGUGGACCGCUUCCACCGGCGUUGCGCCACGAGCAGAACUCGAUGCGGCGAAUGCUGAAGUGAAGAGGCUUCGAAGUGCAUUUGCUUCACUUCAGAAGCAAUUCGAGCAAGAGAAGAAAGAAGGUGGUCAACAUCGCAGAUUCCCAAUCGCAGACUCCGAGAAGUCGCGCCACAUCGAGCAUCAAGAUGACGAAGAAACAAUGCCCAGUCUCAAACAAGAGCAGGUGGAUAUCCCCUGCGCCCCUGUAGCUAGUGGACCAGCCCCUAAACAGAUACGUCAAUCACUCGCCCCGGGACCGCAUCGUGAAUCAACCCAUUCUCUCGUGGUUGCAGACUCGAAUGCGAGGCCAUUACAAGCACAGAAGCGAUCUCGACCUUCACUAUCAAAACAUGGUGCUCGAAUGUCUCCUGCUAAGAAAGCUCGAUCUGAGGUAGCUGAACAAUCCGACUCGAGCUCCAGCGCAGAAGCCACUGAAGACGAACUCGACAACGACGAAGAAUUUUCCCUUUCCACUGCACCCGCCGCCACUUCUCUACAGCAGAAGUCAAUCGUUCAUCACCCCGACGUCAUUAAAGACCUGCAACAACGCUUCGAAUUUCAAGCUGUGACCGAGCACUACCACAGUGGCGACAUCGACACCUUCCACUCCCGUGAUGAUCUCAGUGGUGAAUGUGCAGAACUCUGGGCUCGAAUCAAGAAGCAGGUCGAUGAGUGGGAGGAAGCCAAAGGCGAAGACUGGAGAUUCGAGUUUGAGAAGCCGGGGUAUAGGAUGGUCAAUCCUCCUUGCGUGACGACCAAGUUAAAGGGAAAAGGGGGAAAGAUGCAGUGGCGGGCGGGCUGCGAGGGCAAGUUUGCGUGCAAAAAAUGUGUUGCGGAAGAAAGGCCCUGUUUCACGUGGAAUGGAGAAGAGUUCUGGUUGUUACCGUUGCAUGAAGAGGACCGCAAGUGGAAAGUCGAGGCUGGGAGUGAGAUCCGAUAUUGGCUCAACGUUGAGUGAAGUGUGCUGCAAUGUCGGAGCGGCGGUAUUUUAUUGAUUCCGCGACUCCAGGGCGAAUAUGUGUCCAGACCCGUCCACGUUUGGUACACCGUAUCGAAAUGACUUUAUUAGAGACACAGCCGCG